This is a messenger RNA of Closterium sp. Naga37s-1, 4347 nucleotides long. The record is from the annotation of a GenBank genome assembly. Lineage: Eukaryota; Viridiplantae; Streptophyta; Zygnematophyceae; Desmidiales; Closteriaceae.
AUGCAUCUCCAGGACGUCAUUCUAAAGACGCACCUGGAGGUGCAAGGCUUCUGCACCGUCCGUUGGCUGUCUCGCGGAGAUGCUGUGAAUCGCUUCUGCGACGUGCUGCCGGUGCUGAUAUGGAUGUGGACGAAGGAGAAGGACGGGAUGGAGAAACUCGCUACCAGCUUCAAGUUCCACUACAUGCUUUACCUCCUGGCUGACGUGCUGCAGCUGCUCAACGGACUCAAUCUUGCCUUCCAGAAGCAGACGGUCGACAUCACAGAGGUGAAGAAUCACGUCGACAAGGUGAAGACCAAGCUGUCGCAGUACUACGUCGAGCCCAGCGCAUCCUACGGGCCGAACACCUCUCGCCUGAACAAGUUCCUUGCUGCACACGGCAGCAAGGACAAGCGCAAGAUGGAGCUCAAGGGAGUGGGUGGCGACGGCAAACCUGCAAAAGCCGAGAUCGAGCUCCACGAGGACAUCAUCGACCCUGAAAACCCGGGGGGGGGAUGCGACUUGGAGGCCUGCGUGGACCUGGCGCGGCGUUUCGCUCAGCGCCUGAUUAAGGCGCUGGGGAAGAGGAUGGCGGACCUGCGCCAUUUCGAUGGUGUUGGGUUUUUCACCCCUGAUAAGUAUCCCUUCCGUGCAGGAGAGCAGGACACAUGGCUGCAGCACCAUCUCACCGAGCUCCUGGACAUGUUCAAGAACCAGCUACCUGACAAGGAGGAGAAGCAGAAACCAGAUCGGGCGGACCAGGUGGCUCGGCUGAUGGGCUUGCUACAUCGCGACCACACGAAGCCACACGACCCUCCGCCGUCCGACGAGGACAACGACCAAGACGACGCCCCUGCCGCCGCCGACAAGCCUGCCGGCCCUAGCGCGGCGGCCAGCCGCUCCUCCAACAGCGGAAGGCGGCCGGCUCCUGAGAGCGCUGACGGAUCGUCAGCGUCGGCGCGGCGCGGCAGCGCACCUCCCAGCCCGUCGCACGGCAUGGCGCCGUCCGUGUCGUGGGAGGGGCAAUGCGGUUCGCGAGGCGCAACCGCGGAGUCUCCUCGCUACGCGAACGCGCCGCCGCAGCAGCCGCAAAUGCGCGGCCGCCCACGUCCGCAAGCAGUUCAAGCGCCGUCGCCACGUGGCGCUCAAGCCGUCUCACGGUCCUUCAACGACGGCGGGGCUGAAUCCCCGCACACUCCGCCGGACCAGCCCCCUCCGCGCAUCGGCCCAACAGCCUCGUCGCCGCACUCCGGCGCCGGGCCGCGUGCGCUGCCGCGGCCCAAGACCGGGGAGCAGCUUCAAGGCCCGCCGCUGCCGUCGCCGCGGGGAACGGCUUCCCCCAAGACGUGGAGCAGCAAUCCCGACGGUGCCGCCCCGGGGCACGCCGCGCCGCGAAAGAACCGAGCACCUUCCAUCCGGGUCGAAGGGUCGGCGGGCGACGACGGCGAGGGGAGGUGUUCAGGCCCCCCCGUCGCUAGUAGCGGCGGUACAACGCCGAGGGGCGGAGCGGCGCGGCCAGGUUCAUCGACGGGUCGUCGCGAGCCCGACCGCGCGAGCAGCAUGGGCGAUUUCCCCGACGCCCGCGUCGCCGACGGUGGCACCAGCGGCGCUCUCAUGCCCCCACUGUCGCCCCUCGGCAGCGCAGCUGGUGGCGCGCGAUCGGCGGCAGGCGCGCGCGGAAGGCGCGCGGCGACGAAGCACGCGAGUCUGGGUAACCAGGAGUACGAUCGCAUGCACGUCGCCACCUCGCCGGGCCCGGGCAACCCCAGCCUGUCGCCGCUCAACGCGCCCGCCGUACCCCGGGCAGGCGUGAAGCAGGCGGCUGGCGGAACGCGCGCUGGGCUCACCCCGGGUGCCUCCCCGCCGAGCGGCGGAGACAUGGUGAGGGCAGCGGAAGGCGCGCACGGGGGAGCCCGGAGGGCGUCGAAGCACAUGAGCCUGGGGAAGGAAGACUACCUGCGCAUGGAGGCCGCGGGCAGCGGAUACCUGCCCUCCCCCUCCCCGCCGCCGCCCCAUGCCCGCGCCUCAGCCGGCCCUGGUGCUGGCGCUGCUGGUGCGGCGGCUGCUGGUGGUGCGCAUGCCGGCCGGGUGAAGCCGGGGAGGCGCGCGAGCAUGGGCGCGGAUGGCAUGGAGGCCAUGAUGCGCGCAGCGGCGGCGGCCGCCAGCGACGGCCGGCGCAAGAGCGUCGAUGACACGGCGGCGCCACCCCAGGGCUGGGAAAAGUCCUGGAUAGGCGGCGGCGAGGUGAAGGGUGGUGAGAGGCGGAGCGAGCCGGGUCGCGAGCGAACGCGCAAAGAGCAGAGAAACGAGGCGGAGGAGGGGAGGAGAGCGGGCGAGGAGGGCGGAGCGGAGGGGGGAGCGGCGGACGAAGUCGUGGGGGAGGACCCAUGCGGCAGUCCCGUUCUGGGCGUGCAGGGGCGCGCGGAGGAGGCGGCGUGGGCGGAGGAGUCGGCGGAGAGCGUGGGGGCGCGUAGUGGCGGGGAGGUGUCCGCGAGGGCGGGAAGCGGCAAGAAGGGCAGUCUGGCGCGGAGCCUGACGGAGGACGAGGAGGCGCGCGACGAAGCGCCGGCUGAGCGGCCGCGCGGGAAGUCGAAGGCGCAGGCGAGUCCCAAGGCGAGCCCGAAAGGGCCGAGCGGGCGACGGCUUGCGCGGCCGAUGGAGGAGGACGAGGGCGCGGAGGACUCGGGCGGAGCGGCGAAGGCAAUGGCGGGCGGGCGGGGGAAGGCGGCAGCGGAGGCGAGGGGCGCAGGGAAGGGGCGAGUGAAACCGCGCAGCAUGGAGGCGGACGAGGGGGGUGGCGAGGGCGAGUGUCAAGGGCGCUCCGGCGAGAGAACGGUGAGGGGGGAAGACGCAAAGGGCUUGGGCGCAGGCUGUGCGAAGCGGGGUAGCCUGGCGCGGAGCCUGCGGGACGACGACGAGGAGAAGGCGCGCGCGGUGGGGAAGGCGGGAGGCAGUCUUGUGAGGUGCCUGUCGGACGAUGAGGAGGAGGACGCACAUGCGGUAGAGGCGAGCAAGGCCGAGGGGCACGUGAGGGGUGCAGAGGGCGAGCAGCACAGCGCUGCUGGCGGAGCAAAGCAUAAGGCGGUGAUUGGCAAGUCAAGCAGGAAAGGUAGUUCACUUGUCCGGAGCAUGACCGAGGAUGGAGACGAUGAGGCGGAUACGGGCCCGGGGCGGGGACAUGACGGAGGAGAGAGCAAAAGCGGACGUGAGGUUGCGGGGCGGGGCGCGCAGGUGAGGGAACAGCGGAAAGGGAAGGUGCGGGGGGAGGGGGCGAGCCCAAAGGGGCGGGCGGGAGCGGAGAGAGAAAGUGGAGAGGGUGUGGCGCGCGGGAAAGCGGUGGGUGAGGCAGAGGAGGUCCGUGGGGACAAGGUGCGCGCGGUGGGGAAGGAAGGAGGCAGUCUGGUGAGGUGCCUGUCGGACGAUGAGGAGGACGCGGAUGCAGGGAAGGCGAGCAUGGCUGAGGGACAUAUGGCGGGUGGAGAGAGCGAGCAGCACAGCGCUGGUGGCAGAGCAAAGCAGAAGGCAGUGAACGGCACUUGUGGAAGAAAGAGUGGUUUGCUCGCGAGGAGCAUGACUGAGGAUGCUGACGAGGAUGCGGAUACGGGCGUGGCAGAGGGGCAUGGUGGCGGGGAGAGCGAAGGCGGACGUGAGGGUGCAGGGCGGGGCGUGCAGGUGAGGGAGCGGACGAAAGGACAGGCAUGCGCGGAGGGGGAGGGCGCAACCAGGCAGGCGAGAGGGGAGAUGGAAAAUGGAGAAGGUGUGGUGCAGGGGAAGAUGGUGAGUGGGGAAGAGGAAGUACAUGGGGACACGGCGCAUGGGGAAGGCAUGGCAGGAGGCAGCCUUGUGAGGUGCCUGUCAGACGAUGAGGGGGACGCACAUGCGGCACAGGGGAGCACGGCUGAGGGAAGUAAGGCUGAGGGGCAUGUGGCGGGUGGAGAUAACGAGCAGCACGCAGAUGCUGGAGGAGCGAAGCAGAAGGCGGCGAGUGCCAACGCGGGAAGGAAGAGCAAGCUGUUGAUGCGCAGCAUGACGGAGGAUGAGAGCGAGGAGGAAGCGGAAGUGCCCGCCAAGCCCAUGCCGGCCAAGCCCAUGCCGGCCAAGGUUGUGGAUGAGCCAAAGGCCGCAAGCCGGGCACAGGGGGCACGGGGAGGACAAGGUGGGGGCCGGGGAGCAGGGGUGACUAGGAGGGCUCCCCGUGAGGCGGGGCAGCGGGCAGGGCGGGGAGUGGCAGGGCAGCAGGGCCGGGCGGAGCAGGCAGCACAGAUGGCACCCGCAGAGGAGUUGCCAGAGGCGCAGGGAGGCGAGAAGGAGAAGGGGAAGCGAGGCAUUGGCGGACUGAUGAGCAGGCUCAAGGUCCUUGCCACGUGA